GCACCGCAGGUAGGGCAGGAGGCUGGAGCGCCUGCUGCCCGCCCGCCCGUAAAAUGGUCACCUCGGCUGGACUGCUCGCCCUGUUGGCGCUGGGCAUCGUGUUGACCAUGUGCCAAGCCCUGGAGAACAGCACGUCCCCCCUGAGUGACCCGCCCAUGGCUGCAGCAGUGGUGUCACAUUUUAAUGACUGCCCAGAUUCCCACACUCAGUUCUGUUUCCAUGGAACCUGCAGGUUUUUGGUGCAGGAGGACAAGCCAGCAUGUGUUUGCCAUUCUGGGUACGUGGGUGCACGUUGUGAGCACGCGGAUCUCCUGGCCGUGGUAGCCGCCAGCCAGAAGAAGCAAGCCAUCACCGCCUUGGUGGUGGUCUCCAUCGUAGCCCUGGCUGUCCUCAUCAUCUCAUGUGUGCUGAUACACUGCUGCCAGGUCCGAAAACACUGUGAGUGGUGCCGGGCCCUUGUCUGCCGGCACGAGAAGCCCAGCGCCCUCCUGAAGGGAAGGACCGCUUGCUGCCACUCAGAAACAGUGGUUUGAAGAGCCCAGAGGAAGAGUUUGGCCAGGGGGACUAUGUGGCAGCCCUAUGAAGAAAGAACUUCUUGAGGACAGGACUGCCAGAGGUGCCUGGAUGUGCUGGCAGACCUUUCCUACUUUGCCUGUGAUCACCCAUGCAGCCUUUUUGUCUUCUGUGGGUCUUCAAAACUCUGUCAAGAACUCUGUCUGCUUGGGGUUAUUUGGUGUGACCUAGAGAAGAAACCAGUGGGCCACAACUUAAAGACUAGUAAAAAAGAACUGCAAAGAGGUGGACUCCUGUUUACAUAAACGAGGUGUGUACAUCAGUCCGUGUCUGAGUCCAGGUGUGCACAAUUGUCUUUGCCAGGCGUGGAUUCUGGGCUAUAUUUCUUUUUCAUGGGAUACCUCCCCGCAACAGAAUCCUGCCCAACAUGGGAGACUUCUGUAGUUGUUACAGUUUUCUCUCACCUGCUUAUUGGGGAAGAAAGUGGAGAAGGAGAAACUACUUAUUGUUACAUGAACUUUAAAAGGAGCCAUGUUCCCUGGCUGCAAGACCCUCAGCCAGCCCAACAUCUUCCAUGGACACAUGAUAUUGAAGACCGUCCCAUGCUGUCACCACCCUCAGAGAUAAUUUCUUAUUUAUUAGACUGAUAAUGGUUUUAUUUUUAAUCUCUUAAGUCAAUGUAAAAAGCAUAAAACCCCUCAGACUUCUA
Molecule: messenger RNA, 1222 nt
Organism: Otolemur garnettii (small-eared galago)
Lineage: Eukaryota; Metazoa; Chordata; Mammalia; Primates; Galagidae
Gene: TGFA
Product: transforming growth factor alpha
Exons: 6
Coding region: 54-533 (159 amino acids)
Biological process (GO): epidermal growth factor receptor signaling pathway; positive regulation of cell population proliferation; positive regulation of mitotic nuclear division
Source: RefSeq, a predicted model, not a curated record